AUGCUCGGCGUGUACUACCCUCCCACUCCGCGUCCCGACACCCCAAUCCUCGUCUUCUCAUAUGGCGGCGGGUUCUACAUAGGUGCACGCAUGCUCCCCGCUCCCGCCUCCAUAAUCUACCACAACCUCGGCUCCUUUUUCGCCACCCGCGGGUUCAUCACCGUCAUCCCCGACUACCGCCUCUGGGUCGUGGAUAACCUCCCCUUCCCCGAUUCUGAUAUCUACGUCCUCGGCCAUUCGGCGGGGGCAAUGAACAUGUUCACCAUCCUCGCUCUCCCGGAACUGUACUCCCCCACCUUGCAGCCUCGUAUCAAAGGCGCUGUCCUACUCUCUGGACUGUACACGUUUGAGGACAUGCCAGCGGAUAUGAAGGAUUCCGUCAGGCUUUACUAUGGCGAAGAUGAUGAGGCGAAACAGAGAGUGCCGUUGGCCUUGGAUAUACCUUGCCUGUAUCCCACUAUGGAGAAAUUAUGCGCAGCUUUGAAGGCAGGGAACGUGUCGUACGACGAGUUUGUUGCGCGGGGGCAUAAUCACGUCAGCUUGGUGUUCGCGCUUGGGACUGGGCAGGGCGAGGAAUGGGCGGAGGAUGUGGUUAAGUGGGUUCACGCAUGCAGCGACUCGGAGCCGUAA
This is a messenger RNA of Desarmillaria tabescens, 630 nucleotides long. RefSeq names its product Alpha/Beta hydrolase protein. The coding region runs from base 1 to 630 and encodes 209 amino acids. Gene Ontology annotation, molecular function: lipase activity. The transcript is spliced from 3 exons. NCBI's taxonomy places the organism in Eukaryota, Fungi, Basidiomycota, Agaricomycetes, Agaricales, Physalacriaceae. The record is from RefSeq and is a predicted model, not a curated record.